Molecule: messenger RNA, 1918 nt
Organism: Galendromus occidentalis (western predatory mite)
Lineage: Eukaryota; Metazoa; Arthropoda; Arachnida; Mesostigmata; Phytoseiidae
Product: alpha/beta hydrolase domain-containing protein 17B
Exons: 6
Coding region: 2-883 (293 amino acids)
Biological process (GO): protein depalmitoylation
Cellular component (GO): plasma membrane; endosome membrane
Molecular function (GO): palmitoyl-(protein) hydrolase activity
Source: RefSeq, a predicted model, not a curated record
GAUGGCACCAAAUCGUGAAAUGAACGGGCUGAGCCUGUCGGAACUGUGCUGCCUAUUCUGUUGUCCUCCCUUGCCCGGAAGAAUCGCAUCGAAACUGGCUUUUCUGCCCCCGGAAGCCACCUACUCCUUCGUGCCGGACGAAACUGGCUCGAAAUACACGCUCGAGUUGACAGAGAGAGCUGAAUGGCAGUACUCUCUCCGAGAACUCGAAACCACCGAAGUGUUCUAUACGAGGACAUCCAGAGGGAAUCGGAUGGCUUGCAUGCACGUUCGAUGCUCGCCGAACGCACGUUUCACGAUACUUUUCUCGCACGGGAACGCUAUCGACCUCGGGCAGAUGUCCUCAUUCUACCUGGGCUUAGGAACAAGAAUCAACUGUAACAUCUUCUCAUAUGACUAUUCCGGCUACGGCGUCUCGACUGGGAAACCGUCGGAGAAGAAUCUUUACGCCGACAUCGACGCCGCGUGGCAAGCUCUUCGAACGAGGUAUGGCAUAUCUCCCGAGAACAUAAUUCUGUACGGACAGUCGAUAGGAACUGUACCUACGGUGGAUCUCGCAAGUCGUUAUGAGGUCGGAGCUGUUGUCCUGCAUUCCCCGUUGAUGUCAGGAAUGCGAGUGGCUUUUCCUCAGACGAAACGGACGUGGUUCUUCGAUGCAUUCCCAUCAAUAGAUAAAAUCCCAAAGAUAUCGUCUCCGGUUCUCGUCAUACACGGCACGGAAGACGAGGUCAUAGACUUUAGCCAUGGACUCGCCAUUUACGAACAGUGUCCACGUCCCGUGGAACCUCUAUGGGUCGAGGGAGCCGGUCACAACGACGUUGAACUCUACUCUCAGUACCUGGAUCGUUUGAAACGUUUCAUAACCGUGGAAUUGACAACUUAGGCCCAUAGCUGACUGGUGUCUGAUCGGAAUGAUCCUCUCAAUGUUCAGCCGUGGAGCGUUUGUGCAAUCACCACAGCGUAAACGAACAAACUUAAGAUGAACCGACAAAUAAUAGCUCUAAUUGACAGCAGGUGGAGGAAACGCAGCAUCGAACGCUGCGCCACUGGAUUUCCUGUGAAAACUCAAUGAUCAGCCACAAUUGAUCCAGACGUGAGGUCGAUUAUAUGCGAGAGCAUUGAAUGCGACUUGGUGAUUGAGCGAAUUCUAUCCAUCUCCCUCUGAGAACCUUUGGCUAGAUUGGCUCCGUCUGAUCUAGAGGUGAGCGGUUCGGGAGGAUACAGAAGCGAAUGGUGGUCACAGAUGGCGGCGAAAACAACAACAGCAACUUUAUUCACAAUACAUGCAUGUCGAUAUUAUUGCAAGGAGGAGGUUGAGAGAUUCGAAUGGUGUAGAGAGGGAAGUAUCCAUUAUCUUCUCGUAUGGGGCGCGAUGUUGGUUCUCUGAGCUAUAUUUAUGUGUAAAUAACGAUUGUGGAACACUGCAAAUGGGUACGCCGAAGUAUAUCAUUUCCAAUGCUCGCUGAACAGUUCCAUCGGAUUACUCUGCGGAUGAUCAAACGAUCGAUGAGCGGUGUUCUGGCUCGGUACCUUGAUACCUAGGUUUCAAAGAUGUGUACAAAGUUCGGUUUCUUCUCGAUCUGCCGGUCUCUCUCCGUUUGAGCACGUAGAGCGGAGACAGAAAAUACGUAAAGUAGUUAAUUGCCCAGUGGCAGCGACUAAGCGUGCGGAUUUUCCGUGAAAUUCCUUCCGGCCGUCGUUUCGCCGCAAGUCAUCGUCGGAAGAAGGGAACCAUUGUCUCCGUUUGCGGAUCGUAUUGCGGUCGGAGCAAGUGGAAAAAUCAAUGUGGAUGGUCCACUCCAGCUGGAUGCUCGAUCGAGAAAACUUCCCUAGGUUGUCGCACGAACACUCCUCGUUCCUCUUCGAGUAAGCUCACGAAACGGCAUAAGUGAUUCCGAAUCAAUUGUCAAUAAAAAUU